Molecule: messenger RNA, 4725 nt
Organism: Manduca sexta (tobacco hornworm)
Lineage: Eukaryota; Metazoa; Arthropoda; Insecta; Lepidoptera; Sphingidae
Gene: Pi4KIIalpha
Product: phosphatidylinositol 4-kinase type 2-beta
Exons: 11
Coding region: 128-1486 (452 amino acids)
Biological process (GO): Golgi organization; endosome organization; phosphatidylinositol phosphate biosynthetic process
Cellular component (GO): lysosomal membrane; endosome; plasma membrane
Molecular function (GO): 1-phosphatidylinositol 4-kinase activity
Source: RefSeq, a predicted model, not a curated record
UCGUUACGUUCUAUAAUCUCUGCACGGUUGCUGAAUGAAGUCAAGUGUUUGUGUAAAUGAUUGUGAAACAAAGAAAUUAUACGAAAAUAAAUGAGGCUCGGUAGAGAUUCUCUGUUUAACAUUACUCAUGAGUACGGAAGAGACUCUGUUGAAUCUCGAUUUCGACAAACCAAACACAAUAAUCGCGCCGCCCGAUGACGGUGUGGUAUCGCUAUCCAGUAGUUCAGAAGAGAUCUGUUUAGUGCCAGAGGUCGGGUUCGAGGGCAACGUGGAUUCGCCAGGAGUAAACCGGGAGUCGCAGCCGCUGCUCGGCGGCCGCGGCGACUUCGAGGUCUCGUUCAAUCAUUUUCCUGAUGACCCACAGUUCAGCGAGCUGGUGUGGCAGGCGGAGGUGGCCAUCGACAAUGGAAUCUUCCCAGAGAGGAUUUACCAGGGCUCCAGCGGCUCGUAUUUCGUCAAGAAUCCUGGAGGAAAAAUAAUCGGCGUGUUCAAACCGAAAGACGAAGAACCUUACGGACGAUUGAAUCCGAAAUGGACGAAAUGGAUGCACAAGUUGUGCUGUCCGUGCUGCUUCGGACGGUCGUGCCUCAUCCCCAAUCAGGGCUAUCUGUCCGAGGCGGGCGCCAGCCUCGUCGACUCCAAGAUCGGACUCAAGAUCGUGCCUAAGACCAGGGUGGUGAAGCUGGUGUCGGAGACGUUCAACUACCUGCGGAUAGACCGCGAGCGGUCGCGUCUCAAGCGCGCCAUUACAGAACAAUUCCCCACGCUGCGGUUCAACAGGAUGGGGCUGCCGCCCAAGAUGGGCUCGUUCCAGCUGUUCGUGGAGGGGUACAAGGACGCGGACUACUGGCUGCGGCGCUUCGAGCAGGACCCGCCGCCGCCACACGUCAUGAGGAAGUUCCAGUUGCAGUUCGAGCGGCUGGUGGUGCUGGACUACAUCAUCCGCAACACGGACCGCGGCAACGACAACUGGCUCAUCAAGUACGACGCGCCCACGCCGCAGACCUCGCGCGGGGACAUAGACCUCAGGGACCCCUCCGAGUGGCAGGGCUGGGACGUGCGCAUCGCCGCCAUCGACAACGGGCUCGCCUUCCCCUUCAAGCACCCCGACUCGUGGCGCGCCUACCCCUACCACUGGGCCUGGCUGCCGCAGGCCAAGCAGCCCUUCAGCCACGAGACCAAGGAACUGGUACUUCCUCUAUUAUCGGACAUGAACUUCGUACAAGAGCUGUGCGACGAACUGCAUAUAUUAUUCAAACAAGACCGCGGGUUCGACCGCGGCCUGUUCGAGCGGCAGAUGUCCGUGGUCCGCGGGCAGGUGCUGAACCUCACGCAGGCGCUCAAGGACGGCAAGAGCCCCGUGCAACUAGUACAGAUGCCCGCAGUGGUAGUCGAAAGAUCGAAGAGCGGCACGACGUCGUCGCGCUUCUUCGACUCGUUCCAGCAGCGGUUCCAGCACAAGUCGCCGUUCUUCUCGUGGUGGUAAACCGCUGGAAACUGGGACGCGCAGACGGUGUAAUGAAUUAUGGUGACAGUUCCACGGAGCCGAUAUGGUAAUUGUAUCUAUAAUGUAGUAUAUCGCAUAUUGAAUUAAUCGAUAACAACUACUGCUGGAGUCUACAGUCUACUUAAUGUCUUCUAAUUGUGAAGAUACGAGCGUGAGCGACCGCGGGAUAAUCGAUAAAAUAUAGGGAAUAAUCGACAAAAUAUAUUAAACAAUCGAUAAAGAUAGUUUACAUAAUAGAGUACAGAGGUUGCAUGGCUGAAAAUAGUUAAAUAAAUUAAUUAAAAUGGAAAUUUUAUCAUAAAUCUUGCUUUUCUUUCAAAACGAUAAAAUAAAAUUUUAUUCACAAACGAAUUUAAUCUAAAAUUUAUAGUCGAUAAUAUAUCGAACUGCAACGGUCGCUCCGCAUCACAUUAUUCUUACUGAAAAUAAACACAAAUAGAUGAAAUAAUUCCUAUUUUAGACACGUCAUAAACAGUUUUUUAAACUUUAGCAGUAAAAUUAGCGGUCGCGGUUGGACCAAACUAGUCGAAUUGGCUGCUCUGAGAUGUUAUUGUAUGUGUUAUAUGGAAUCUUAGAUAAACAAUAAAUAAUUUGUACAUAUGUAUUGUAGACGAAUUUUCUUCGCGCUUGCCAAAUAUUGUGUCAUUUACAUGAAGCAAAAAAUCGAUAAAUUUUAUUCAUAAUUCAAAUAGGUAUAUUUUUGUAAUCAGUGAAAAAGAGUCAAGUGAACCUAUUUCCGUGGCUAAGCCAUUACCAGAAUAUGAAUAUUUUGUAUUUCUACUCACUAUUACGAAAAUUCGUUGAGAUCUCUAGAAAUAUCGCUUCAGAAUACAAUCGAUUAAAAUAUAAUUGAUAAAUAAUGUUUGGCGAGCGCUACGUUUCUUUGACUGCCAUUUAUUUGGUACAAAUGGCUUUGUAACACAAUUGAAACUGAUUAUAUCGACAUAGAUAGUUCUAUAAAAAUCUGUUAGAGACAGAUUUUUACAAUAUUAGACGUUAUUAUGUAUGUCAUUUAGUCGAUGAUUGAAUAAUACAACCUUUAUUGCCAAGUUAGGUUUGUAAUAACAGCCUAUAUUGAAAAAAAAAAUCAAUCAGCAAUUGGUGUAAUAGGUACAAUUGCAAAUAAAUUGUCUAAAAUGAAAGUAACCUGUUCUUCAACUAAGAAUCAAUGGUAUAUUAUGAAAAUCAAUGUCGUUAUAAUCAUUUUUGAAUGUCAAGAUGUAUCUAUUUAUAAAAUUGGUUAUCUGUAUGAAAUCACAUCUCAGAUUACCAAUUCUUUAUCGAAUUAUGUUUUUCGCCGUUUUUUUCUCUGUUCGUAACUGAAUAAGAGAAAAAGGCUUGCCUAAAUGUUAUUGAAUGUAAACAUUUGUUAUGUUUUUAAUUAAUCGAUAAAAAUCAAAGACAAGUAAAUGCUAUUUUAAUUUAGAUAUCACGCCUAAGUGAUUAUCGAUAAAUAAAUUGUUGCUUGUAUUGCAUUUUUAUCGAUAAACAGUUCGCACAACGGGACAUGGUCUAUGCAGUUCUGAUGUGUAAAUCGAUUACGUAGAAAAUAUCGAUUUUAAUUCGGCAUGAGGGUGACACUAACAUGCAUGCUAAGAUUUUUUAAAUUCAUUUCUACAUUUUAUCCAUUCGCAAAGGCCUUAUUCCGUUGGCCUAACUGCAUUAGUUAUUUGUCCUUAUGUAAUAUAUGACUUGACAGUUAAAAUAAUUAGACCAUUACAAAUUAUACUCAUAAUUCUCCAUAGUGUUUUUAUAGUACAAAAUGGAACGAUAAUUUAAUUUUAUAUAAGAACAAAUUUCAUUCCGUUAGGUAAAUGUUUUAAUCGAAUUUCUAAUUGAUAGGGUAUUAUUAUUUCCGAUAUGUGACAAUAUUUUUUCAUAAAUAUUGUCUAUGGCAAUCUAUAAAUAAAAUGCUCUAUGCAGAUUUAACUGUGGUAAAGAACUGUUAAUUUAUUUUCUGUACGACUGGCAUAUUAAAUCCUAUCGGUAUACUUUAUAAAAGAAUACUUGUCAAUAUUCUUAUAUAAAAGAAGAUAGAGACAUCUCUAAACAUUGAUAUUUGUAAUCGAGUUAUAUUAUAAGGGAUUAUAUAAAAUAUCGAUAGUUUCCGAAAUGAUUGCACCUACUGUCAUACAAACUACACAUCGAUCAUCGAUGACAACUAUCAAGCUUGGAAUUAUUUAUUAUUUUGUAUUGAAGUUGCCUCGUUUAUUUUAUCGAUAAAGUUUGAGAGGCCUCCACUUUCUGUUGUUGUACUGUAAACAAACUUGUAGAUGUAUUGAGAUAGUACAAUCCUUUUUAGAUCACUCGGACCUUUUAUACAAUUAUCGAUAUAUUGUGAAUUGCAAACGGCCAUUUUAUCGAUAAUAGUUUUAUAAUUGUAUAGAAAUAUUGAUACUUUGUAAGGAGCCAAUUUUACCUACUUUUGAUACAGUAUGUGCUUUAAUCUGUUUAUGGAACAAGAUUGAGAAAGAAAUUAUUUUGUAUGAAUAAAAUAACCUCUUUUAGUUCUGGUUAAACUCGACGGAUUUAAUAUCUCUAAUAAAUAUAAUAAUAAUAAUUCCGGAAUAUUUUACGAACAGUUACCGCACAUCUCCAAAAAGUCAUGGCUAAAAGUUGGUACUUUAUAAAUUAUCGAUAAAGCGAAAAAAUCGAAUUGCAACAUUCGAAUAUUUUUAUAUUUCCAUUAUCGAUAAUACCGCGCAAGUUCAACACAAAGAAGCAUACACUCCGUUUAUAGCGAUCAAUGUAGUUAAAUUAAAAUAACCAUAUUAAUGGAGUAUGUAUAACGAGUGCUAGGGAUGCGUGCUAGUGAUGUGAAAAUGUGAAAACCUGUGACGAUUUAUAGGAAGUCGUACGAGGCCAACGCCGAGGUUACAUGUGAUGUUAGCUUUAUAAUUUAUGUAAGUCUAAGUAGAUUAAUUGUUGAUUAUCGUUGCCAAAAAUGUCUAUGACAUUUUUCUUUAUUUAAAUAGUUACUUAUUUAAUGUAUUUAGCUAGCUAUUGUCUGGUCAACUGAUCUAUUCCUUCCUUCCUUCCCUCGCUUUCUCAAGUCGGUGUGUAGGUAUUUAUUCAAGGCAAUGCUUCCUAUAAAUUGUUCGGGUUAUCGAAUUCCGUAUUGUAAAUAUUUUAAUAAUUUUGUUCGAUGGUUAUUAUGUGUUUAUAUUACGCAUUACAUAUUUAAUUUUGGAGAAAAUUAUAAUCACUAUUGCAUUUUA